Messenger RNA from Larimichthys crocea (large yellow croaker), 1178 nucleotides. RefSeq names its product ubiquitin C (gene ubc). Lineage: Eukaryota; Metazoa; Chordata; Actinopteri; Sciaenidae. The record is from RefSeq and is a predicted model, not a curated record. The transcript is spliced from 2 exons. Bases 141 to 830 code for a protein of 229 amino acids. Gene Ontology annotation, molecular function: protein binding.
UAUAGUCCCACUGUGCGCCCGGCGGAAGGACACGGUGCCCGGUGUCUAUAUAAACCCUCCGCCGCGCUCUGAGCGGCACAAGCUGACACCGACCGGAAGUGAGAGGACAGACACCAGCAGGAACAAUUUGUUUUGCCAAGAUGCAGAUCUUUGUGAAGACCUUGACUGGAAAGACCAUCACCUUGGAGGUGGAGCCCAGCGACACCAUCGAGAACGUCAAGGCUAAGAUCCAGGAUAAGGAGGGCAUCCCUCCAGACCAGCAGCGUCUCAUCUUUGCCGGCAAACAGCUCGAGGAUGGCCGCACCCUCUCCGACUACAACAUCCAGAAGGAGUCCACCCUCCAUCUCGUGCUCCGUCUGAGAGGAGGUAUGCAGAUCUUCGUGAAGACCCUGACUGGAAAGACCAUCACCCUGGAGGUGGAGCCCAGCGACACCAUUGAAAAUGUCAAGGCUAAGAUCCAGGACAAGGAGGGCAUCCCUCCAGACCAGCAGCGUCUCAUCUUCGCUGGAAAGCAGCUAGAAGACGGUCGCACUCUCUCCGACUACAACAUCCAGAAGGAGUCCACCCUCCACCUUGUGCUCCGUCUGAGGGGAGGUAUGCAGAUCUUUGUGAAGACCCUGACCGGAAAGACCAUCACCCUGGAGGUGGAGCCCAGCGACACCAUCGAGAACGUGAAGGCUAAGAUCCAGGAUAAGGAGGGCAUCCCUCCAGACCAGCAGCGUCUCAUCUUCGCUGGAAAGCAACUUGAGGAUGGCCGCACCCUCUCCGACUACAACAUCCAGAAGGAGUCCACCCUCCAUCUCGUGCUCCGUCUGAGAGGAGGAAACUAAGCUGCUCCUGCUUGAAGAUCUCAGCAUUCCCACCUCUUCUUCCAGUGUUCUCCUCCUGAUCAGCUGUCAGUCAUUCCUUUUUUUUAAGUUUGAAUAAAGGCUGUGCAUUCCUGACUUUUUCCUUUUUGACUUUUAAUGAUCUCACUUUGCAUUCUGACACUUGAGCUGACGGUGACGCUUCAGAGUUUGAGUUUGAAAAUGUUUGACAGAGUUCAUGUUGGUGUUUUUAAGGUGGUCCGACGUCGCUGAAGGUUCACACAGGUUCAAGUCCUGAAAUGUUUGUCAUGUUUGACCUUAAAGGAAAUGCUGCUGUUACAACAUAACAAAUAAAAACUGCUUCUCAUGUCA